Molecule: messenger RNA, 2167 nt
Organism: Alligator mississippiensis (American alligator)
Lineage: Eukaryota; Metazoa; Chordata; Crocodylia; Alligatoridae
Product: urokinase plasminogen activator surface receptor-like
Exons: 7
Coding region: 76-1020 (314 amino acids)
Source: RefSeq, a predicted model, not a curated record
CCUCCCUGCCAACACUCAGUACCCAUAUAGGAGGCAGGCAGGGCCCAGCCCAGCACAGACCAGUGCCGACUGGAUAUGGGAACUAUGACGCCCACCUGGCAUGCGGCUAUGUUCCUGGGGCUCCUGGUCACCGCUUCCAGCCUGCGCUGCCCGAAAUGCCUGCCCUGGCAGGGGAACUGCCGGGAUGAGGUGGAGACGUGCGCGCCGGGACAGAACACCUGCGUGGUGCAGCAGCUGAGCCUAUCUCCAGUCAUGGACAAUGCCCUGCGGGUGGGCUGCGCAGCUCUGACGACCUGUAAUCUGCUCCCCUCGGACACCGCAGCCGGACUCAGCGGAUCCAGCUUCUGCUGCACCACGGACCUGUGCACUAACGGGAGCUACAUCCGUGACCCAGGUCCUGCCUGGCGUCUCCCGUGUCAGAGCUGCGUGGGAUCUGCCACAACCUGCGGCCCUGACACCCCAACCUUAACCUGCCCUGGCCGCCAGGCCCAGUGUCUGCAGCUGUCCCGGCGCCUGCUGCCUGGGGAACAGGGAGACACUGUGUACAAGGCAUGCGGGUGGCGAGGGCCCUCUGAAGAGCUGAUGGCCAUCGCUGCGGGGCCUGACCUGGCCUAUGUGCACGUGCAGCGCUGCGACAGCGCCGGCUGCAACAACGGCUCCUUUGCUGAGGUGCCUCGGGGGAAGCCCAAUGGGAAGCUCUGCUACAGCUGCAGGGAAAGAGGAGCAGGCGAGUGCAACCGUCAGGAGCUGCCGACCAUGAGCUGUACGGGGGCCAUGGACCAGUGUGUGAAAGUCCAGAGCACAGACGAGAACAACCCGGUAACCCUACUCCGCGGCUGCGCCAGCCCUGACCUCUGCCGCCCCUGGCAGCCCCUGGACCGCCUGCUGCUGCCUUCGAACCGCAAGGUCCAUUGCUGCUCUGAGAGCCACUGCAACCGCGCAGGCCCCCGCUGGGACCCCCUGCCCUCGGUGAUGCUGCCCCUGGCAUUGCUGCUGCUGCUGGGGGGGGCCUGGAGCUGAGCAAGGGGCUGGGCUGGGCUGGGCUGGGCCCCGCUGGAGCCCAUUUGACCACCAGGAGGAGCCUGGUGUCUGAGCUUCAAAUCUUGGGAGCCCAUUCAACUCGCAGGGAACCCAGGUAUCCCACACAUGCCCAGACCCCCCCCUCCCCCCAGCUGCACCAGCCCCUCCCCCUCUCUUUAUGGGCCAAGUGGCCAUGCCUUGACCUCCAAAUAAUGCCCCCCUCCCCUCCAUCUUACCCCCACCGGAGCAACACAGCCUUUGAAAUAUGCCCUGGAAGAGGCAAUUCUGAUUCCCUGCCCUAUAAUCACCCCUCUCCUGCCCUGCUGGUUUCCUAGGGCCAGGUCCUUCCCUCUAACCACCCAUUUCCUCAUUAGCAGACAAGACAUCGACCCCCUUCCUCUGCUAGUGAACACCUGUGGCCAUCAUGGGGGAUGGGGUACAGUAGCAGGGGUUGUCCAGCAGGACCUCCUCCUUCCCAAAGAGUCCCUCUUUUGCUAGUAGCUCGUUGUUAGCACUGUAGUGCACAUCCCCUUUGGGAGCCCCCUUGCAAACAGCAGAGGGGAUUACGGCUGGGGGGAUCUCUGGGAAUUGAUGUAUCUCUAGGCCCAGAUCCCUGCAAGAGCAAUGGGGCACCUGAUUGGUAGGGAUCAGGAUCAAGGUCUGCCAACCGCAAACCUGGUGCUAGGCACUGGACAUACCUCUCAGAUCCAGUGCCUUCCCCCAUAGCGCCGGGCUCUGGACAAAGCCCAUCAUGUCUACUACAUAUCAAUUAAUUAACUAAUUACCUGCACCCAUGGAAUGAGCUGGAUUUUGCGGGAAAUGAUCAUUCCUAGAAAUUCAAAAGAAAUAUUGUUGGUCCUCAGUAGGCAGCUGGGAGAAAGCGAGACUUGUGGUGCUCUGAAUAAAUGUGUUAGGCUGUCAGUGACUCAAUCCUCAAUCCAUGAAUCAAUCAAGAGUCUGAAGGUUGUUGCAAAAGUCACAAUGUACUUGAUGGAUGGGUUAUUUCUAGUGAACAGAUCUUGGCAAUUAAAAUAUAAUUACUGCCAUUGCUACUGUUGCUAUCAUCACUAUUUUUGGUAUUAUUAGCAUAAAUAAUAACAGGAAAAAAAGAAUAAUGAUAAUAAAACCACCACACUAAUAACUGUAA